CUCGUGAAUGAAACCCGCCAUCUUGUCGCGCUCAGGAGGAGAACAGCAGCAGAUAUGGCUGACUACAGCAGCGUGGCUCCCCCGUCCUCUAACGCUGGUGGCGGAAUGAACGACGCUUUCAAAGACGCUCUUCAACGAGCACGACAGAUCGCAGCGAAGAUCGGUGGAGACGGCGUUGCUGCACCCCCUUCAAAUGAAUUUGGCUACGGAGGCCAGAAAAGGCCCCUGGAGGACGCUGGUGGGUAUUUUCCCAUGCCUAACCUGAAUAUCGACCAGCCAGAGACCAAGAAAGUGGCAACAAAUGAUGCCUUUUCAGCAAUGAGUGGAAUGGGUGGCCCAGCAAGGUCUAUAUCAGAGGAAUUUAAAGUACCAGAUGGAAUGGUUGGUUUCAUUAUCGGCAGAGGAGGUGAACAGAUUUCACGUCUGCAGCAGGAGUCUGGGUGUAAAAUACAGAUUGCACCAGACAGCGGAGGAAUGCCAGACAGAUCAGUGACGUUAACAGGGGCACCAGAAUCCAUCCAGACUGCAAAAAGGUUGUUAACAGAGAUAGUAGAGAAGGGGCGUCCGGCUCCUGCAUUCAACCACAAUGACGGCCCAGGAAUGACUGUCCAGGAGAUUAUGGUCCCUGCCUCCAAAGCCGGGCUCGUCAUUGGAAAGGGAGGAGAAACCAUCAAAAGCCUUCAAGAAAGAGCUGGAGUAAAGAUGGUCAUGAUCCAAGAUGGACCCCAAAACACAGGUGCUGACAAGCCACUUCGUAUUUCGGGAGAACCCUUUAAAGUCCAGCAAGCCAAAGAGAUGGUGAUGGAGCUGAUCAGAGAUCAGGGUUUCAGGGAGCAGCGGGGAGAGUAUGGUUCACGAGUGGGAGGUGGAGGCGAUAGCUUAGAUGUCCCAGUCCCCCGGUUUGCAGUAGGAAUUGUUAUAGGCAGAAAUGGAGAGAUGAUCAAGAAAAUCCAGAAUGACACGGGUGUUAGGAUUCAGUUUAAACCAGAUGAUGGCAGCACACCUGACAGGAUAGCACAGAUCAUGGGCCCCCCUGACCAGGCUCAGCAUGCAGCAGAGAUUAUUUCUGACUUGCUGAGGAGCGUGCAGGCUGGUGGUCCUCCAGGACAUGGCGGCGGUAGAGGUCGUGGUCGGGGCCAGGGAAACUGGAACAUGGGCCCCCCUGGUGGCCUGCAGGAAUUUACAUUCACCGUCCCAACCAUGAAGACUGGCCUGAUCAUUGGGAAAGGUGGUGAGACAAUUAAGGGCAUCAGCCAGCAGUCAGGAGCCAGGAUCGAACUUCAGAGGAAUCCUCCACCCAAUGCUGAUCCCAAUAUCAAAAUGUUCACAGUCCGGGGCUCCCCGCAACAGAUCGACUACGCCAGGCAGCUGGUAGAGGAGAAGAUUGGGGGUCCAGUCACUCCAAUGGGAGGACCUCAUGGCCCCCCUGGUCCUCAUGGAGGUCCAGGCCCACAUGGUCCUCCUGGGCCACCUGGACCCCCAGGGGCUCCAAUGGGCCCAUACAACCCCGGACCAUACAACCAGGGACCUCCAGGACCACACGGUCCACCUGCGCCUUAUCAGCCUCAGGGAUGGGGCAAUGGCUACCCACACUGGCAACAGGGACAACCUGAUCCAAAUAAAGCGGCUGCUGAUGCCAACGCAGCGGCGUGGGCAGCCUACUACGCUCAGUACAGCCAGCAGCCUCAGGCUCCUAUGACCCCGACAAGUGGAGCUCCUGGCACGAAUCAAACCAACGGCCAAGGUGACCCACAGGCUGCAGGUCAGAGUGGACAGGCAGAUUACUCCAAGGCCUGGGAGGAGUAUUACAAGAAAAUGGGUCAACAGAGUCAACAACCUCAGGACUACACAAAAGCCUGGGAAGAGUAUUACAAGAAACAAGGUCAAGCGGCCCCUCAGGCCACAGCAGCGGCAGCCUCCCAGCCCGGGGGCCAACCAGACUACAGUGCUGCCUGGGCGGAGUACUACCGUCAGCAGGCUGCUUACUACGGCACAGCCAACCCUCAGGGGAUGGGUGGAGCCCCACAAGCCCCUCAGGGCCAGUAAUGUGAAGUGGACAUAAAGUAAAUGCUACAUUGUCGAAACAAAAUCCUUUGUUAAAUGUUUGGAUGCAGACGCCUUGAUGAAGAUCUUAAAUUUCCUUGGUUUGAAAAGUUUCACAUAGAUGGCAGAUUACCCGGCGAACACGUCCUCUUUCAUUUUCUUUUUUUGUUUUUCUGUUUCUUGUAAAUGCUUUGUUUUUAGUGAGGUAAUUAUACAUAUGGUCAUUCCAGCCCUGUAUCUACAUUAACUGUGGUUAGAACUCAUGUUUAUUAAACUGUAGACAUUACCAUGUAAAUCAUCUCAGUUUUAAAUGCUAUUUGCCUGUUGUGUUUUUGCAAUAAAACAAACUGAAACCUCCUGUGUUGGUAAGUUGGGGUGGUUUUCAAACCAAAAGGGUGGAGAUGAGUUCUGUAUGUUUUUGUUUAAAGGGGGGAAGAAAGUUUGAAAUGCAGGCCAUGUGUGGGUUUAAUGUCCAAAAAGGUUGUGCUGUCCUGUCUCUCUCCAACUGUCUAUAAGGCUCUUUAGAAACGUUAUGUGCGUGCAGUGAUCCUGAAUGGUUCAGAUCAACAAAACGUCCUCGUUAAGGCAAUUUUUUUACACCUAUGUUUCCUGACAUUGCUCUGAUUUAGCAGUAGACAGAUGUUUGUCAUUAGAAAGUCGACAGGUGUCUUUGUUUGGUAUCUCAUGCAUUAACUGCGUUGCUGUGGCCCUCUUUUUAAAAUUUGCUUGGUUUGCUGACAUUGUUGAGGUAGUAUGCACUGUAUUUUGCCUUGAUAGACACUUCCUCCUCCACAGGCAAGUUUAGAAAAGCGGUAAGCACGUACUUUUCCUUGAAAUGUUCCUCAGAAAAACGUGGUUGCAAGAAAUGUUUUUAGUGUUAUACAUUUUUUGUGCUAUUCUUUUUCCAGGACAGUCAGGUAAAUUUGUCUCUGUAUCGAAAAUGCAUUGAAAAGUUUGUCAUGCCCUUUUUUUCGAAUUGCGAACUAACAUGUAUGAAAAUGUUUUUUUAAAGAAUGUUUUUUUAAUAUAAAAACAUUGCUGCAAAAAGUCGUUUUUGCUGUGCCCAUUCUGUUAGUGUUUAUCCAGUUUAAGAACAUAGAUGUUAUAGGGUCGGGGGUGGCUAAGCAGUCCUCAUCCAUCAAUUGAGCCCUCCUAUACUGUAAGUACAAAACUGUGAUUGACUUAUGAGAAAAUACUCGCCUUUUUUAUGCUUUUUCAACUGCAAACGUAGUGUUUUUUUGUCAAAUAUUGCACAUAUUUUCCCUUUGUCUCUGGGUAAGUAUGAAAUGUUCAGAGGAAAGGAAUAGUACUUUAGAUUCUUGUACCACAUGUUUCUGAGAUUGAUCUCCCCUUGUGUGACUGCACAACAUUCAGACUUUGAAUCUUCACACUAUGUUGAUGCUUUUGUAGAUUCUCAUAGUCUCUGAGUAGGUAGCAUUUGUGUCAGAUGGAUUUCUGAACUGAGGAAUGUGAGCACUGUUAUAAUGUUGGUAGGAACUGUUUUCAAGGAUGUCCAUGUGGUUUUUUCGUUAUCUGAUCUUCUAAGUGCCAUUGCCUAGGUGAUACUGUUCUGUUUUAAACUGCCAUUUAUUGCAUAAAAGUUCUGCAUUUAUCUCCAGUGUAGCAUGCCUAGGUUUCUGCUCUUAUUACUUUAAUGUCCUUUAUAUGAGCAUGUUGAAUGCUAGAAGUUGAAGUGCUUUUGAAUAGCUCAGUAUUGAUUAUGACAUUUUCUGAAUGAGGCUGUAAUUGAUACAUCAAAAGAAGGAAACAAAUCUUUGACUGCUUGUUCACUGAUGGCAAACAGUGCGAUUAUAUAUCUGAUCUUUGCAGUGUCGUCCCAGACCUUGCACCUUAGGUUCUGCUGCAAUUACACAGGUAAGCUAAACCUAAGGAAACAAGUGUUUUUGUCCAGUGACAUGACAAAUAUUACAUGCAAAGAAAUGCUUACCUGUGUCUCUAAUAUGCCCUCAAUGCAUUUAUGCCAAAAGAAAUGUUCAGGACAUAAAAAUAUCCCUUUAAAGCUGAAAUGAUUUUAUGAAUGAUAUGCAUGAUAUGACUUAAUACAUGACGUUAAAUUACUACCAAGAAUAUCUUGCAUAGGCUCACUGAGGAAACAUUGUCUUGUAUUUUUUAUUUGGUAAUAGCCUUAAUGUUUGCACCUGGGUAAGUCUUUAAGAUGAUUGGUUAAUUAUAAACUGCAUGCCAUGUCAGAAGUUAGUAAUGUGCUCAACCGGCUAGGUCAAAAAGACAUUGAAAUACAUGAUUUAUUUCUCUGUCGUGGUGUGAAUCUGCCCUCAAAGUGCAGUGCAAAUCUCUUAUUGAAAUGCUGCUGCCUUCACUUCUUGCUCACAGUGUUGGAGGAUGAUGCUGCAAGCUUAGGUCAUAGAAUCAGGCCCUGUCGUAGUUUGUCCCCAAAAGGAGGAAUCCUUUGAGUCAAUGCCACUGCUGAACGUAGACCGUUCAAGAGCUCCACUGAUAAGGUAAAAACAAAACAAACAAAAAAAAAAAAAAACAGCAACGCAAUGAAUUUAAAUUCUGUGCAAAGUGUUGGUCAGAUACAUGUUUUUCAAGCUCGGAUUGAUUGUUUUGUAUUCAACAUGAUGCCAUAGUGUGUAGAGUUGUCUGAUGGUUGUUUCUUUAAACUUGCUUGAAUGCCUUCAUAAAUAACCUGAUAGUCAGUAGGAAUGUGCUUUAGAAAGUUGGAUGAGGACAGGAACUAGUACUUUUCAAUUACACAUGCACUUUUAUCAACAGUAAAGUUUGGGGGUUUUCACUUUAAGAUCACUCUUCUGUAGUUAAGGGUCACAUAGUGUUUGGGGCUGUUCACUGUUCAGAGGGGUGUAAGACAAAAGGAGCAUGCCUUUAGAGGUAAAAAGGUUUCAUGUGCUGUGUAUAUUCUCCAAUAUAUUGGUUUUUGUUUUUUGAAUCAGCUGUUCUGACUUUUGAAAUGUUGCCAUGUUCAUUAAUAAAGUUGUAACAUAAACUGGA
Molecule: messenger RNA, 5031 nt
Organism: Cheilinus undulatus (humphead wrasse)
Lineage: Eukaryota; Metazoa; Chordata; Actinopteri; Labriformes; Labridae
Gene: fubp1
Product: far upstream element (FUSE) binding protein 1
Exons: 20
Coding region: 55-2046 (663 amino acids)
Biological process (GO): regulation of DNA-templated transcription
Cellular component (GO): cytoplasm; nucleus
Molecular function (GO): mRNA binding
Source: RefSeq, a predicted model, not a curated record